AUGUCAGCUGAAAUACACUCGCACGCAUACGUACCCACCCACCCAGCACACCGGAAGCAGGAGUCGGGAGCCAGCUGCCUGCUCUCUCUGCCUCAUAUUCAGCUCAGGCAGUUUCUUCCCUCAGGUACAUCCCUGGGUGCCACCAUGAGCACUUGCAACGCCACUGACCAUCCCUCUUUCUUCAUUCUCCAAGGCAUCCCUGGAAUGGAAGACAAACACAAAUGGAUCUCCAUCCCCUUCUCCUCCAUUUACUUCAUCACUGUGCUGGGGAACUGCACCAUCCUCUUCACCAUCUCCACAGAGCGUUCCCUGCACAAGCCCAUGUUCCUGCUCCUCUGCCUGCUAGCGCUGACGGACCUGGGCAUGUCCACCACCACCAUUCCCAAGGUGCUGUGCAUCUUCUGGUUCAGCCAGAAUAGGAUUAGCUAUGAAGGAUGCCUGCUCCAGCUGUUCUUCAUUCAUUCCAUUUCUGCCAUGCAGUCAGCUGUCCUGACCACCAUGGCCUUUGACCGCUACGUGGCCAUCUGCAAGCCCCUGCAUUACGCCACCAUCCUGUCCAACAGCCGCAUUGGGCUCAUUGGCCUGGUGAGUCUAGUGCGAGCCAUCCUCUUUAUUCUCCCCAUGCCCAUCCUGCUCCAGCAUAGGCCCUUUCAUGCCAAUCGUGCCAUUCAAACCACCUACUGUGAGCACAUGGCCGUGGUGAAGAUAGUGUGUGUGGACACCACGGUCAACCGCAUGUAUGGCCUGGUGGUGGCUUUGCUGGUCGUUGCGCUGGACAUCUCAGCGAUUGCUUCAUCUUACGCACUAAUCAUCCAGGCUAUAAUGCGCCUCUCUUCUAAAGAAGCCCACCACAAAGCAGUCAAUACCUGCACCACACAUAUCUGUGUCAUGCUGGUCUCUUAUACUCCCUCACUUUUCUCCUUUCUUACUCACCGCUUCGGCAGGGCUAUUCCACCCCAUGUCCACACGAUUCUUGGCAACCUCUACUUUCUUGUACCUCCAAUGCUCAAUCCUAUUAUUUAUGGAGUAAAAACAAAGGAAUUUCGGGACAAAGUGGCCAAGUACGGUUUCCGGAUGAAGGCAUCUAUGGCAAUGUCCCAUGCUCAGAAACUUGUUUAA
This is a messenger RNA of Octodon degus (degu), 1119 nucleotides long. RefSeq names its product putative olfactory receptor 52P1. NCBI's taxonomy places the organism in Eukaryota, Metazoa, Chordata, Mammalia, Rodentia, Octodontidae. Gene Ontology annotation, molecular function: olfactory receptor activity; G protein-coupled receptor activity. Gene Ontology annotation, biological process: G protein-coupled receptor signaling pathway. Gene Ontology annotation, cellular component: membrane. The record is from RefSeq and is a predicted model, not a curated record.